This is a messenger RNA of Hyposmocoma kahamanoa, 1703 nucleotides long. RefSeq names its product E3 ubiquitin-protein ligase TRAIP-like. NCBI's taxonomy places the organism in Eukaryota, Metazoa, Arthropoda, Insecta, Lepidoptera, Cosmopterigidae. The coding region runs from base 150 to 1184 and encodes 344 amino acids. The record is from RefSeq and is a predicted model, not a curated record. The transcript has 8 exons.
GUCGCCAAGAAGGAGGGCAAACAAGAGCUUUAUCUGUGUUGGAAAUAAGUUCUGCGUCUACAUUGGAUUUCCCAUUACAUGACGAUGUAAUACUGAAUUUAGCUGAAGACGCAGAGAGAAUACUCCCCGAUGAAGAAGAUCUGAUCACAAUGUCUGCUGCAUCCGUGUCGUGCAUUAUCUGUAAAGAAAUCCUUAUCAGUGAUGUUGCAUCAGGCCCUUGUGGCCAUAUGUUCCAUAACAAUUGCAUUAAGCAAUGGAUACAAAAGUCUGCCACUUGCCCUCAAUGCCGUGCAAAAGUUACCUUGGGUAAAGUAUUAAAGUUGUAUCCUACAUUCACUGAUGAAGCUAUGGAUGACGUGGGUGACCUACAUAUGCAGCUUGAGGACAGGACACGCAAAUUAAAAGAAAGUGAAGAAAAAUGCGAGAGCCUUAGUUCGCAACUUGUUAAAACUGAAGCUACACUUGAAAAAACUCGGCAAAUGAUGUAUGAAAACACCAUACGUGAUAUGAGAAUCGAGGCGUCUCUUGUCGCUGUGACUGAACAAGCAAAAUAUUUAAAGGAAGAAAAUAAAAAAGUGAAGAAGUUGCAAAAAGAAAAUGUUCUUUUGAGCGACAAACUUACAACGUUACAUGGGUUACAAGUAGUCCUGGACGGUACUGAGAAAGAUGUUGAAGAAAUGACAAAAACAUAUACUGAUAUAAAAAUGAUUGCAACAUUUGCAAUUGCUUUGAAAAGGGCUCUUACUGACACUGAAAAAGAAAAAUCUCAACUGAUGGCGAAGCUAAAAUUACUUACGCAAGAGUUGCAAUUAGAGAAGGGUAAAGGUCAACUGUCAGCUAGGCGUUCUCCAGAUUAUGACUCAUUGCAAGACACUCAUAGAAGCCCUUUGGUUAAAAAAUCAUCACCGCAGAAACGUAAUCCUAAAAUGAAGGCAAAAACUGCUGCUCACGUAGAACCGAAUGAAUAUCUAAAAAAAAGGAAAAUCACUUCAUACAGUAGCGACAUGGAUGGCGAUAGCAGUGAUAGCGUCGAUAGCAAUAUCGAACUCUAUAGGCAGAUCCGCCCGAGACGUGUGGCGCAGAAUAGUCCAUACUCUCCUUACGUGCAAGUCAAGCAGGGGUGGCUUGGCACUAUAAUGAAUAAGAACAAAAAACUGGCACCAAAAGCCAAGCAAAAUCGUUAGGUUGAGCACAAUCAACUGUUACAAUUGUACGUAUAGAGUCAUAAUUACAGGCAGUAUUAAUAUUGUACUAUUGUCGUCAAUCGUUUGCCGCUUUCAAUUUUCAAGUCUAACAGAAAAUACUAAAAGUGGUCUUAACCAGGUAAGGCUGAAACUGGGUUUAAGGUGUGUGUAUAAGUAUGUGAUUUAGAUUUUCAUUAAUAGGAUUUGUUUCUAUCAUUCCUUUGAUCAUUGCUGCAUUUAGAUCUUGCACCAUUCCAUGUUAUUAAAAACCAUCCACAUGAAACUUGAAGAAUCAUUUUAUUAAUUAUUCUUCAAGUUGUAAAAAUGUAAAACAUUGUAAUAAGUACAAUGUAUGUACAACAAUGUAAAAAUUUAAAUCCGAAAUAAUUUAUUUGACUGGCAGUACAAAAUAAACGAAAAUACAAUUUAAUAAUAAACACGUCAGAUGGGAUAGGUUAUUUUCAAUCGUAUUUUCGCUUAGCUAUAGGCUCAACUCACACUGGCGCAGAGUCGAAGCGU